CUCUUUACCUGGUAUCCCUGCAGACAGAAUAAAUGAUCUUGCCUGUCUCAGAGAGAAGCAGUGUGAACCAUGUUUAGUUUAGGUCCUGACCUUACGAAUGGCUAUCCCAAUCCAUUGUUGUGCCAAGAGAAGGUAAGAAUAUAAAGUUGCUAAUUCUUGCAACCAUUCUUUCUCUUGCUCUUAUUACAAAAGCAUGGACCGCCAAAGGAGCAUCUAUGAAUGGUGCAGGCCUCCAGAGCAGCCCCUUCAACUACCCAUCUGGACCAUUUCCCAUGCAGGUAAAGAAACGACCCAAGCGUCACACAUGGGAGAGACCUGAGGAUCCAGGGUGCCGGCUACGGAGCCUGCUGGUUCGGAUCAAGGACCUGGGCUUAGGCUACAACUCUGAGGAGACCAUCCUCUUCAAGUACUGCAGCGGGAGCUGCCCCAAGGCCCGCAGCAACCAUGAUCUGACCCUCUUGAGCCUCCUGCAGAAGAGUGAGAUUCUGGCGUUGGGAGACCUCUGCUGCCGCCCCACAUAUUAUGAGGAUGUGGCCUUCCUGGAUGACAACCACCAGUGGCACAAGGUGGAGAAGCUCUCUGCUUCUGCCUGCAGUUGUGUGGGCUGAGAGCCAAAGCCCUCUGGGUGUGGGAGGCAGGAGGAAUGGAAGCAGACACUUGGAAUGCACUCAUAGUCCUAGCUGUAGAAUAAGCAAUCCUUACAUUGUAUCCGUCAAAGCCAUGGCUCUCAUGUGCGCUUUUAACAGGAGUUGCCCACCAUGGCCUCCUGCAUCUUGUCAGUGCAGGUACAUAGCCAAACCUCAAGACAAUGCCCAAGUCCUUCUGAAGUACACAACUCACAAAACGGAAAAAGAGACUGCCAUGUCUAAUCCUCCCUCCUCCUCCGCAUCACUUUACAAACUAACAUGCUGCUGAUUUGACUGAACCUUGUAUGCAUUAGGCCUGGGAUGCUGAGGUAGCACUCUGAGAGCUUAGCAACCUGAGAUAUUUAUGGAUUAUUUCUAAGUUAUUUAAUUUAUUUCUUCCAUAUAUUUGAGGAGGAACUAGCAUUUGUGCUAAUUCUCUCUCAAAUUUUAGCUCUCCCUUUUUCCUAAUUUAUUUUUGCUCAUUUUUUUAGAGGGCUGAGAUUAUUAGCCCCACAAUUGUUUUAAGAAUGACUAAAUAUGUACAAGUUAGUUUCAGUACAAUA
Messenger RNA from Anolis carolinensis (green anole), 1189 nucleotides. It is a transcript of the gene pspn, whose product is annotated as persephin. The record is from RefSeq and is a predicted model, not a curated record. Bases 216 to 608 code for a protein of 130 amino acids. Lineage: Eukaryota; Metazoa; Chordata; Lepidosauria; Squamata; Anolidae. The transcript has a single exon. Gene Ontology annotation, molecular function: growth factor activity; receptor tyrosine kinase binding; glial cell-derived neurotrophic factor receptor binding.